Messenger RNA from Colletotrichum higginsianum IMI 349063, 2946 nucleotides. RefSeq names its product Duf1339 domain protein. Gene Ontology annotation, cellular component: cytosol; Golgi membrane; Ric1-Rgp1 guanyl-nucleotide exchange factor complex. Gene Ontology annotation, biological process: retrograde transport, endosome to Golgi; intracellular protein transport. The transcript is spliced from 3 exons. Lineage: Eukaryota; Fungi; Ascomycota; Sordariomycetes; Glomerellales; Glomerellaceae. The record is from RefSeq and is a predicted model, not a curated record. Gene Ontology annotation, molecular function: protein binding. The coding region runs from base 1 to 2946 and encodes 981 amino acids.
AUGUACUGGCCCAUCGGGACCCCCCGAAUCUUCGCAACAAGCAGCAGAUCUGGUCCUGCUUUCAACCUUGUCGUCUCCCAAGAUGGGCUGCCCAAUCCCUUUGACAAUCGACCGACUGACGAGCCCUCAUCGUACCUCAAUGCGCAGUCGCAACACUCCCAACAGCACGACGACAUAGAGCUCACUACUCCUCUAACACCAGUUACACCCGCCAUUCAAUCUGUCGACCAUGACGAUGCCCACGGCUCUGAAACAGCUCGGCUGUCGCCUCGACUGAACGUUAAUAUUCCCUUGAAAGAUCCCGUUCUUGCGUUGCGCAUAUCCCGCCCCGGUCAUCUUUUUGCCGUGAUAACCUCAACGUCAAUGACGAUAUGGCAGGCCAAGCCUACAGUGAUUCUAGCCGUUGUUGUCCGCUCGGAGUCCUCCCUGUCGACUUACGGCGAAAAUGUCGACCUUUUACUUCGCCCCGACUCGGCCAUCUUCGUGGUUCGAACAAGCCUAGGCUAUCUCAUUACAUACUCUCUGGCGAUGGACUCUGAAGCGCAAGUCUACAAGCCAUACUUUCCGAGUUACGCAAAUAUCCAGCGACGUCGCCAAAACCACCAUGGCGGGCCUGGGAGCACGGCUCCGGAUCAGUAUCUUUGGGGUCCUGGUGAAGGCCAAGGGGUCCGUGACGUGAGCGUUCGCUUCAGGAUGGUUAUCAAAGUCGACGCCGGCAUAGAAAGCGCCCUGGCACUGGAUGACGAACUGGUUGUGGCUACGUGCAAACCAGCGGCUGUUCAGUGCAUCCGUUGGACCCCGGAUCAAAGCGGCAGCCAGACGAAGACAGAGAUUCUCAGUCGAAUGGGGUGGCUGGAUAAGAAGAUCACCGUCGUCGAGAUGACCCAUGAUCGGCCCAUGAACCUAUCGACUUGGAUCACAAGUGACGGCAAGGUCUAUGCAGUCCAGCGUUUGCAUCCGCGCGACCAGUCCCAAGGAAACUCACAUGCAGUGGACCCCAAGAAGUUAUUUAAAGGUCACUGUUUCCACACACCGAGCCAACCGGAAGAAGCCGCCAAAAGAGCCGUCAUUAACGCUAGAUUCUCCUUGGUUGCUGUUGGAUGCGCAGAUGGUUGUAUUCGUGUCUAUUCUGCUCGAGACUAUGCCGGCAAUAUUCCGCCCUCGCAUACACACACCAUCCCAGUGUCAACGUCUGUUUCUGGCUCAAUCACUACUUUGAGCUAUUCCCCUGACGGAUACUGUCUAUUUGCUGGCUUCGAAAACGGCUGGGCUACCUGGAGCGUCUACGGAAAGCCCGGCAGCCAUAGUUUCGGCGCGCAUGAAGCGAUCAUUGACGCUAAUGGUGAGAAGUGGAUCGCUGGUGUAGGGGAUGCUGUCUGGCUCGGGAGCGGCUCAGAAAUACUCAUCACGCAUCGUCAGCACGAGGCGAUUUGGGCGCUAGAAAUGGCCAGGAGUGCAGUGGUCGGCAACUACAACGCAGCGAAUCUCAUGCGAACGGUAUUGCAGACAAGCACAAACGUCAUGAUAUAUCGUGGAUAUGACCUGCCAGACCUGGCGGGUAUCUCGGCAGAGCCACAUUUAUGGCAUACGACAAAGAUACCCUCGGCUUACCUUCUUCAUCAAUGGCCGAUUCGGCACACUGUCGUUUCACCGGACGGACGGUAUGUUGCUGUGGCUGGACGCCGAGGUCUGGCUCACUACAGCGUCAACAGUGGCCGGUGGAAGACAUUCGCCAACGAGGCCAUGGAAAAUGAGUUUCAGGUCAGAGGCAGCAUGUGUUGGUACCAGCACAUUCUGGUGGCUGCGGUAGAGGCCAACAAGGCGCAUGAACUUCGCCUCUACUCUAGAGAGACGGGCCUCGACAGCUCUCAAGUGCUACACACUCAGCCGUUACCGGCACCGGUGGUGUUGGUGACCACAACAGGGGAGGAUUCCUUGCUUGUUUACACAUACGAGAAUCUUCUUUACCACUUCAUCUUCGCGCCUACGGGCGGUUCGAUUAGGCUGGUUCAGCUGGGACAGAUUGCGUUCCACGGAAUAGUUCGAUCGCCCGCUAGAGUCCGUGGACUGAGCUGGAUUUUGCCAGAUAGUCAACUCGUCGACGGCGAUCCGUCGCAAGAUGUCGCUGUUGCGUCGGUCUUGUUUCUGGUUGAUGCCAAACUGGUGUUGCUUCAGCCCUCGUUUAACAGCGAGGGAAACCUGAAAUACGACAUGAAAGUCAUUGCUCAAAACGUGGAAUUUCAUACACAUCUGUUUCUACCCGAUAUCUUGCGCUUCUUUCUGACUGAGGGCAGGACGGUAGACGCGGUCAAGCUGUCGGAACAGUAUCAGAAGUUAGAGUACUUCGCGCAUGCCCUAGAGGUCUUGCUUCACAAGGUUCUGGACGACGAAGUGGAUUCUGGACCGAGCCCGGAGGAGGCGAUCCUGCCACGAGUUCUGUCGCUGCUGUCGUCUUUCAAACAGUACCUAGACAUUGUGGUACAGUGUACAAGGAAGACCGAGGUGAGGCAGUGGCGGACGCUGUUUGCAUACCUCCCACCGGUGCAAGAGCUGUUUGAAGAGUCGCUUCAGCGAGGCUCCCUCAAGACCGCUGGUGGCUAUCUCAUCAUAUUACACACACUGGACGAGCUGGGGUCUGCUUCGGAGCAAACAGUGCGAUUGUUGUCGAGAGCAAUGAAGGAGGGGGAUUGGGAUUUGUGCAAGGAACUGGCACGUUUCUUAGCGGCCAUGGAUGAGACGGGCGACACACUGCGCGAGGCUAUGGAGGGAGUGAAUAUUACACUGAGGAGCAACGAGGACCGGUCUGGGAUCAUGAGUCGGCUUGAUGUCCCAAACAGUAGAGGUGUCAACGGUCUGGGCCUGAAGUAUGCAGAACAAAGCGACGAAAUGGAGUCGGAGGGCCAAUCCACCAGCGAUGCUGCAAGCUUCAGUUCUGAUGGUCGCUAG